UGAACGUCGAACACGCGAUGUAACAUUCUGUUCGUAACUAUAGCAGGAGAAGCGCAUUUAGGAUUGGAAGGUUUCUGAGAAGAGAGUCGUGAUUAUCGACGUAAUUACAACUACGAGUUUAUCCAUUUAGUUCCGUAGAAUUAAAGUUGAAUGCGAGGAUAAUUGAAAAGUGAAUUAAACAUCAAUUUGCCAAGUGUCAGGCAAACGAGGAGGUAAGAACCUCAAAAGUCAGCAUCGUUUCCAUCGAAAAAGACUACGAUGCUGGACUAUUCGACUGCUGCGAUAAGUUUAUGAAGAGAACAAGAUAAAUUACAUAACGCUAUUAUUAUGUCCAUCGUUUGUGAAUUAAUCUUGGAUACUAUGCCGCGCUGCCUUCAAUGUCAAAUCUCUGGAAAAAUCCAGGAAUCCUUGAACAACCCUGAAUUAGAGGUUAUGAAUUCAAGAGGACGGGACCUUCACUCGGAUGAGGUUCGAGCAGGCUGAUUAGUUGAAAGGUGACAGUUGGACGCCGGCCGGCAUUGUGUAAGGAAGGAGGAUACGCGCGCUCCGUAUUUUUUUUACCUCGUGCGACAUUUUGACAUCAAAGGAUUGUUUGCCCACGACAAGAAAUUCGAUACCAGGAAGGAAAAAGUGUUGGGAGAAUCAGAAUACUGUGAAUUCCUGAAAAUGAUUCAAGAUAACGAUUGUGGGACUAGAGAGAUGGAUGAGAUCUAUAAGGAAGUUGUCAUUGUGGGAAAUGGACCAAGUGGUAUUUGUCUGUCUUAUAUGCUUGCUGGGAAUUGGCCGUAUUAUACAGGAGAACCACAUCCUGGUGAUGAGAUGCUCACCGCCAGGUUACAUUUCAGUACCAGAGCGGCUUCUACGGAUAAUAUCUUAGAGAAUGAUGGUGGUGAUGGUGGUACUCUUGGUAGAUCUUGUAAAAGGGAUAAGAUUGGUCUGGCUCAUAGUACCAGAUGUGGCUUAGAAUGUCUAUCUUCCGGUUUGGAAGGUAGAUCUGGUGGGAGACCUCUUGCUCUUCUUAUGGAUCAACUUCAGCAUCCGUGUGUAGACGCUGGACUUGAUCUUCCAUCUUUACUAACUUGGAAAUCUGUUGAAGACCAUCCUGAGCACAAGAUUAUUGAUCAUGUUGUUCUGGGCAAGGGACCUCCUGGUGGUGCUUGGCAGUCUAUGGAUCCAAACGUAUUAACCAUAAGUUUGAGUCGAUGGAUGUCUCUACCAGGAUUAGAUUUGAGAAAAUGGGAGCAACUUAUCGAGUCUGAACAAACAGACAAAUGUCACUCUCAGGAAAAAGCCAGUUGUAAAGCAGCCAGUAGAGUGUCUGUAGGAACAGUAGCAGCUUAUUACAAAGAUUAUGUUCUCAGACAGGGUCUUCAAAAAUACUUUAGAAGUGGUACAACAGUCACGUCUGCAAAGCCUGUUUCCACAGAAAAUGAAGGUGAAACCGAAUGGAUAGUAGAAGGUUUUGAAAAUGAGACUGGAAAAAAAUUCCGGUAUCGAUGUCGAAGGUUAGUCCUCGCUACAGGAACUACCGAUUCAUCUAAUCGACUUGGUAUACCUGGCGAGGAAUCCGAGACUUCCUGGGUAACACACGAUUUGAAUGAUCUUGAAAGCAGGCUGGACCUAUUAGCCAAGGAGUUUUCGGUCGAUCCUGUGCUAGUCGUCGGUGCUGGUCUGAGUGCUGCUGAUGCCGUCAUAGCAGCUCGUUUCCGUGGAAUUCCAGUGCUACACGCAUUUCGCGAUUCUUCUGGAGAUUCUUGGAGAAAGGAUAAUGACGAGGAUGCUGGUAUAAAACUAGGCGGCAGUGGUUACGAUAGACUACAAUGGCUGCCUGCCUCCAUUUAUCCAGAGUAUCAUAAAGUUUACGAGAUGAUGGCCGAUGGAGGUACCAAUUAUCCUCUGUACAAGGCGUUACCUGGAUAUAACCUUGUCGAACUGGGUAACAGUUCAAAUAAAACGGUUACACUUUGCGCUCCAAAUGGACGGCUGGAGACGUAUUGUGUAUCAGUUGCAGCUAUACUCAUAGGAUCAAAACCUGAUCUGUCUUACCUUGAAAAUGGGGGUCUCGGAUUGGGCAAGAAUCCUAUAAAACCAGUAGACAGCAGAUCAAAUCCUAUUGAAAUAGACAAUUAUACUUACGAAGUGACUCAGGCACCUGGUAAAAAUCUUUACGCCAUGGGUCCUCUAGUCGGUGACAAUUUUGUGAGGUUCGUUCUGGGUGGAGCUUUUGGUAUUCUGACUCACAUUCUUCACACCAGUAAUACAUGAAAAUCGACAGUCGUAUGAAUGACACUCUUUAAUCAUACGAUUAGUUUGCUCAAGUCAUGCACGCGCAGCGAGAUCUGAGCUUUGAACAAUUUACUUUUAAAAGAAUUCUACCAUAGGUCGAUUUCCUGCGCAUUUGUAAAUAUAUUUAAAAUUAUUUUUGUAUUACUUUUUAACGAGAAUGAUUUUGUAGUUAUUAGUACAAUAACAAGCUCGCCAUAAUUCCCUGUGACGUAUCCGAAUAUCUUGAAGUUGAGAAACGAGCGUUUCAAUGAAACCGAUGGCAAUUUAUUAUACGAAAAUAAUAAUUUGAGGAAAUUAUUCUGUAUAACGUAUUACAGAUCAUAAAUCAAUAUGCUAUGAUUCUACUUUGAUAUUUUAAUACGAAACGAUCUCGUUUCUUCGCUUUGAGUUUGUUUAGAGAACAGAAUUGUAAGCAACAUUUACUAGGCUACAUUUUAGAGGAGCUUCCUACCUCAAGCCCUGGAUGGCAAUGUCGAGAAAAAUAAACAUAUUUAUUAUAUACAGACAUAUAUUAUAUACAAACACUCAUAUCUAUAUCGAUAUAUCCGUUCGAUUCAUAUUAAUUAUUUAGAUAGCGUUGUAUGCCUCUGAAUUUUAUUUGAUUAGGAAUAUAUUACACUUUCACGACGUUAUCUUUCAAAAAAGCUGGAUAAUCUCAAUGGAAUUUAUCAUUCUCAAUGAACUACAUUUAUUGAUUUCGUUAUACGUAUUAAUUUAUAGGAUUCUAUUGUCUAUAUUUUUUCUAUACCGAUAUUAUCGACCGCUCAGUCAUUGUAAUAAUACAAAUCAUAAUAAUACAGAGCGUUAAUUACUGCUUCAUUGGAUUAACGUUGUUCAUUUGUUUUAAAGUACUCGAGAACACUGUAUUGUCAUUGCCGUAUGAAUCGAACAGAAUUGUUGAGCCUGGCACUAAUGUUGUUAAAGAAUACGUGGACCUGCAGAAUGAAUAAUUAAAGAAAUUAUCAAUCAUGAAUUGAUCAACCGCGAAGCGUAACGCUUAAUCAUUCAAUUAUUUUAAGCAUCCCGUAUUUUCGAUUUAGAGAUUAAUAUAAAUUCAUAAAGCGACACAAAUGUAUCUUAUGAAAAGUACCUAUCCAUAGCGUUACGUUUUUCUUUUUGAUUUUAAUUUUUUUUUUUCAUGGAUACUUCAACGUUGUAGCUCUAGCAGAGCUUAGUGAAUGAAUUGGAAUUGCGACGGUUUCCCUUGAAUAAUUAUUUCAUGACAUAAGGGAAUGAUAUGAUGCGAUAACUGCAAGUACUUAGUCUGUGAUAAGAAGUGCGAUAUAUUGAAAUAUUCGCAGUGACGUUACAAUGUACGAAACUUAAUUGUUGAGCACUUAAGGAAAUUAAACAGCCGAUUAUUAAAAUA
Molecule: messenger RNA, 3655 nt
Organism: Cephus cinctus (wheat stem sawfly)
Lineage: Eukaryota; Metazoa; Arthropoda; Insecta; Hymenoptera; Cephidae
Product: oxidative stress-induced growth inhibitor 2
Exons: 8
Coding region: 667-2265 (532 amino acids)
Molecular function (GO): oxidoreductase activity
Source: RefSeq, a predicted model, not a curated record